Drosophila teissieri is the source of this 504-nucleotide messenger RNA. RefSeq lists its product as uncharacterized. The transcript is spliced from 2 exons. Bases 157 to 399 code for a protein of 80 amino acids. The record is from RefSeq and is a predicted model, not a curated record. NCBI's taxonomy places the organism in Eukaryota, Metazoa, Arthropoda, Insecta, Diptera, Drosophilidae.
AGAACCGGGUGGAGGGUUCUGGAUUUCACUUUCUUGAAGUAGGCUUUGGGAACUGCUGACUGUCAGGCAUGAAACAAACACCAUUCAGUCCACGUCCAGUCAUUGUCGGAACAACAACUUACGCUUUCCCCGGGUCCCUAACUCCAUUUCCUAACCAUGUGCGGUGGCUGGGCUUGUGCCUCCUACGACCUGGCCUGCAAUAAUCCUCCCUUGUCCACACUGCGUUUCACCGGUCGGGACUUUAUACCCACGCCCUGCGGUCCUUGCGAUAAGUGUUAUGUUCUAGAUACUAGCCGCAAGAAGAACACCAACAACUGCUAUGUUCCGCACAUCCUGUCCCCACUGGAGGCACAGCUCUGCACGCUGGACAGUAGUCAGCAAAAAAAGGAAGACAAGUAAACGUCAGGAGGACAUGCGGGGUUAUACUAAUGAAAUUAUAAGUGUGGAUCUUCUGUACCACCUAUUCCCAUAGGAAGCCAAUAAAAUUCGAGGGACUUUAGAUAA